Molecule: messenger RNA, 522 nt
Organism: Angiostrongylus costaricensis
Lineage: Eukaryota; Metazoa; Nematoda; Chromadorea; Rhabditida; Metastrongylidae
Source: the annotation of a GenBank genome assembly
AUGCUUGCCGACUUUGAUAAGGCCAGUGGAAAGAUUGGUCUUCGACUAAAUCUCACAAAAGCGAUGUUCAUGAGGAACGGAUUGAUUUCAUAUACUCCAUUCAUGCUCAACGGAACGAGUAUCUCCGAAUACUCCAGUUAUAUCUAUCUAGGUCGGGAAAUCAAUAUGAUGAACGACCUAGUACCGGAGCUGAGAAGAGAAAAGCGAACGGCUUGGGAAGCUUUCAGGAGCAACGAGGAUGUAGUGAAGAGAACAAUGAACACCCGAUUCCGUGCCCACCUUUUCGACUCUAUGAUACUUCCUGUUGUAACGUAUGCGUCAGAAACGUGGCCGGUGCGUAAGCAGGGUGAAGAAUCUCUUAGCGUUAUCGAACGUGCAGUCGAAAGGAAGAUGCUAAUUGCAUCCCGUUUCACACAAGUAAGGGAUGGGAUCCGAAGCUCCGGGCUGCGUCAACGAUCAAAAACCAAAAAUACCGUUCUGUAUGCCAAACAGUCGAAGAUAAGGUGUGCGCGCGACACAUAA